AAGUAGUUGUAACCUCAGAAUCACAGCUGCAAAUAUUGUUUUGAAUUAUUAUUUGUUAAAAAUUAUUAGCCGACUUCUUUUAAAAAGUUUUUCCAUUCAACGUGUACAAAUUAAAUAUGCAGUGAUAUUAAUUACAAAAGAUCUGACCAUAUUCAUUAAUAUUCCAAUAAUGGAUAUCAACUUAGCUCAGGAUUUUUCACUAAUUUGUGGAGAAUUGUGCAAUUUGUUGUAUUUAAAAGAAUAUAAUAAAUCAAAAGUGAAUUCUUUUCUUGACGAAUUGAAUUCGAAACCUUUUAAAGGCUGUUUGUUUGUUCGGAAGCACGAUUCAACUGUUUUGGUGACCGCUUUGUCUCUCAAUAUCAAACCAGCAGAUGAGUUAUUGGCUGCAAAAACAUCACAUUUGAUCAACAGUAUUAUUACCAAACAAAGUUUGAAGUUUGAAGCGGAAUACCUAUGGAAAGUUAUUUCGUGGCAUAUUCAGUGUGUGAAACAAUGUUCUGAUAUAAUAUUACCUGACAUUCUCCAUAAUAUGCAAUGCAUUUUGAAGAUUAGCCCUCAAGCAGGCAAAAAGUGUAUUGAGGAACUACUAGGUCAAAAUGGAAUUUUAACAAACCUAAUUGAGCAAAGCAUUUCUUCUCAAAAUAAUCUGCAGAUCUCUUUACUUGCCUUUAAGUGUAUAUCAUCUUGCAUCACAACAGAAGAUAGUAAGACAGAAACCAAUAUAUCAGUUGACAUGCAACAAAAACUUUCACAACUGACUUUAAAGUUUCUGAUGAAGGAUUUAUGUAAUAAAGGAGAUGAGUUCUUAUAUUGUAAGGUUAUAAUAUCAGCUUUAAGGGUACUCUCUCAGUUAUAUUAUAGUGAACAGAAAGUAUCGAUUCCAUUGCCAGAGGUUAUGGGUGUUUGUCGUUAUUUUGUACUGUAUGGGCUUGUUGCCCAAGGGUCUACGCCUGAAAAGAUAAUGCCAGCCCAGCAGACUAUGGCCGCUGCUCCUGUUAAAAUUGUUCCUAAAGGAGGAAAGAAACAAAAAUUGAGAAAGCAAAGGAACAAUGCCAUAGAAAGUUUAAAGAAAGAGAUUCCAGUGUCGGAUCACAGUUUGAUGAAAGAUGUUGAUAAUUUUGAAAAUAACUCAGCUUACAAGCCUGUUUCUAGCCAAUACUUGGAGCCUCAGAAAGCCAAGAAUGGCUGGGUUCUGACUAGUGAUUCAGAUAUGUCUGAUGUUGAGAACAGCAGGGAAGCAAAGCUUAUAGCUCUGAAAUCUAGAGUCAGACAGAGUGCCUCAAAUCUUUUGCUUGUCUUAGUUAAGAUAUCAGAAAAAAGAGACAUAUUCGGGUUCUGGUGGGCUCUUCUGCCAGAUUCCCCUGAUGAUGCCAACUGGUCUGCACAUGAGCCUGCCAAGAAAAGCCUCGUAUAUUGUGCUGUGACGGACCCUAUAGCCAGUAGCAGAGCUAGUGUGUUGAGUGUCAUUCUUACUAUGCUGUCAGGAGCUAGAGUGUACUUGUCGCAGGCUGAUACAAGCAAAAAAGAUGGUUCUUUUAUACCAUUCUCUGUAUCCCUUGGCUAUGUCAUAAAUUGCAUGCACAAAGCCCUCAUCAGUAUACUAGACAGUGAAAGGAGUCAUGCAGUAAUUAUUGUAGCUCUAAAGUGCUGUGCUGCUCUCGUACAGGCCACACCUUAUCACAAAAUGAAGUCGGGCUUAAUUGGAGAACUCGUGAGGGCCACCAGGAAAUUUUUGGUCCAUAGAGAUGUAACAUUACAAGUCGCCGCAUUAAUAACAAUGGGAUGUGUCCUGUCUGUUGAUCCAAAAGUCGACGAAAUUAUCAAAUCCAUUCAAAAAGAUGCAGUGCCUUUGAAAAUUAUUGCAAGUAAUACUAAAGUGGAGACUGAAUGCGAUGAUUUUGAAGAAGGUUACUCUGACGACGAAAUGUUUGUAGAGAGUACUAGUGAAAAAGACAAGGAGAAUGAUAUGAAUCUCUAUCAUUUUAAUAGUUGGAUUUUGGAUAUCUGCUUUAAAAAUAUGGGAUGGAUCUUCAGAGGGAGUGUGGUUACGAGGUGUAAGCCGUCCGUUAUCCCAGUAGUGUUAGAAUCUCUUCAAGUACUUUCAGCCAUUGCUUUCCAUCACUUGAGAGAGCUCCUUCAACCACAUAUAACGGUGUUGGCUGAUGUCUUGUCGGAGUUGUUACAACAUGAACAUCAAGAUGUGGUUUUGCAAGCGGCCAGGACAACCAGUAUUGUGGGGGAUGCUGUUCAGAAAUUAGAACAAAUAGAUGAACCGCCGCCUUUAAACCAGUGCGUGUAUUUUUGGGAGAAGCUCCUGCCGCCACUUUCAAUGGCUUUGCAAUGUCAAGAGAACUCGCCGGCUAAAGCAGUCGUAUGUGACUGUAUAGCGAAUGUGGGCGCACGGGUAUUAAAAGAGCUACCUAGCCGAACGCAAGUGUUAUGUUGCGCUUUAUUGGUGGGAUCGUGUAGUGACCCCGAGCCAGCUGUUCGUGCUGCAGCCGUGAGGGCUCUAGCUAUGCUGGUCAUGUAUCCCACGCUUAGAGAGGAUAUAUGCUUUGUGAGUGACUGCGGUGAAAAUAUACUUCGUGCUCUUGCGGAACCAACCCUAGUUGUCCGCACGAAGGCCGCGUGGGCCCUAGGCAAUCUCAGCGAUGCUCUGGUGUUAAAUAUGAAAGAUCCUGAGCUCGAUAACAUUGACGACGAUCUAUUGGCCCGUUUGCUAGAGGUCAGCGUGCAGUGCGCCAGCGAUAACGAUAAGGUCAAAAUGAGUGCGACGCGAGGCCUUGGUAAUUUUCUACGAUUGAUAACGAGCGAGUUUUUAUCACGCAACAGUCAAAUCAAGACCAUAUGUGAAGGGGCAAUAGGGAAGCUUUUGGAGUGCUCGUGCAAGGUCAGCAAUAUGAAGGUGCGGUGGAACGCUUGUUACGCGAUAGGAAACGCUAUGAAAAACGAAUAUCUCUUCAGAUGUUUCAGUGGAUGGCAGAGGCAAGUGUUCCCAAGUCUAUGCACACUAUGUCUCGAAUGCAAGAAUCUAAAGGUGCGCAUCAACGCGGCAGUUGCGUUGCGAGCGCCGAGCAGCCGCGAGUUCUACGGCGAGCAGUUUGCGGGCGUGUGGCGUGGCAUCAUGGCGGCCAUGGAGAACGCAGCCAAUGUUGACGACUUCACUGAAUAUAAACAUAAGGAUAAUCUCAUAGAACAGCUCUGCGUGACCUUAGCCCACAUGUGCUGUCUCCUCACUCCAGCGGAUCUCACUGAAAUCCUAGACCCCUUAGUGUUUCAUUAUGAAUGCGCAAAAUCUCUCUACACCCAGUUAUGUCACAGAUUGCUUCCUGAAAAUGCUUCGUGCAUGAAGAUAUUGCAAGCUGCGAAGUACGUGACGGUAGAUUUGACAGCCAGCUCUCAGACGCAACAGCAGUCGUUGGCAAUGCUCCAAGAUAUAUUCAUAUGGGAUAUGUAAAAAAUUCAUGAUCAAAUAGGGGCCGUAAUAAUAGUGAAAGGUCAGACAAGUGGUAAACCGACGACCUUGCUUAAAAAUAUUGAUAAAUUAUGACCAUAAAAGCUUCAUGCCCAUGAAGCAAAAAAGGCUGUAGCGAUCGUGGCAAUUGAAAAAAUUUAGUCUCUGCUUAACCCUCUGGGAAAGUGGCGUGAUAUUAUUUAGUAAAUAUUCACCUGAGAUUAUAUAUUAUAAGCAGCUAAUCGAUCUAAAACUGAUUUACUUAUGGAGUUUGAACAUACUGAAAAGGGACAUAUGUCUGUCUCUUUUCAGUACACGACCGUUCAACCUUUUUAGUAAGUCUUUUCACUCGGAUAUGUUGAAAACUUAUUUACAAAAUUAUAUUAUUUAUAUAUUACAUAUAUAUUUUCAGUUUUGUAAACUGAAAAAAUAAAUAGAGUUUGCUAGCCCUAGAAUUAGUUUCAACGUUUUGUUAUCUCGUAGGUCUUAUAUAAGUUAGUUUUUGCUUAUAGUUAAUACCUAGAUCAUCGUCAUUUUCUUUUUCUUAAGUGCAGGGUAAAGUAUUUUUCAAAGAAUGGAUAUGAUUUAUAUGAAUAUAAUUCAUUUAUCAUGUUAGUAUAUAUACCGUACGUUAUACAAAUAUUUAUACAAUUAUAUAAGGGUCGCACAAAUUAAGUCUGUCACCAAAAGAUCAAUUUUUUUGUCAACUUAGGUAUAUUUAUUUCAUUUUAUAUAUUGCGGUAAGUUGUUGGAUUUCUUUCAACCAGUCAGUGUUUGUACUUGGUUAGUGCGGACCUUGUUUAUGUAUAAAUUUUAAAUAUUUCAGUUUGUUUUAAUUGAAUAAGGAAAUAAUCAUUUUUAACCUAAGUAUAAAAUUAAAUACUAAUAUUUAUUGAAAUAAAUACUUUUGUAUAACA
Amyelois transitella is the source of this 4371-nucleotide messenger RNA. Its product is annotated as HEAT repeat-containing protein 6. The record is from RefSeq and is a predicted model, not a curated record. The transcript is spliced from 16 exons. Bases 170 to 3457 code for a protein of 1095 amino acids. NCBI's taxonomy places the organism in Eukaryota, Metazoa, Arthropoda, Insecta, Lepidoptera, Pyralidae.